Hippocampus comes (tiger tail seahorse) is the source of this 9796-nucleotide messenger RNA. It is a transcript of the gene lrp13b, whose product is annotated as low-density lipoprotein receptor-related protein 2. Gene Ontology annotation, molecular function: hormone binding; protein binding; calcium ion binding. The transcript is spliced from 51 exons. Gene Ontology annotation, biological process: receptor-mediated endocytosis. The coding region runs from base 53 to 9697 and encodes 3214 amino acids. The record is from RefSeq and is a predicted model, not a curated record. Gene Ontology annotation, cellular component: plasma membrane; signaling receptor complex; apical plasma membrane. NCBI's taxonomy places the organism in Eukaryota, Metazoa, Chordata, Actinopteri, Syngnathiformes, Syngnathidae.
CGUUGCCCUUGCAGGUGCUGCACUUCGUCCAGAUGAGUCGCGUGUCUCCGACAUGAAGUCACGCCAGCUCAUUUGUUUGCUUGCCCUGUCAGUUUUGAAGUUAUGCGCAGGGCAGAAUUUCCAAUGUCACCCAAACCAGUGGCAAUGUGAUGAUGGAGCUUGCAUCGCUGAUAUAUGGAGAUGUGAUGGAGAAGGGGACUGCCUGGAUGGCUCUGAUGAGAUGGACUGUACUGUUCCUCAAGGCUCCUCACAGUGUCCACCCGGUCAGUUUCCAUGUGUGGGCUCUGUCGGUUGUGUUGACGCAUCAGCACGCUGCGACGGACAGAAGCAGUGUCCAACUGGCUCAGAUGAGGAGAACUGUGCAGUCGCCGAUGGCUGUUUGGAAUCGGACUGGACUUGUGGGAACCACAUUUGUAUCUCCGGGGAACUGCGCUGCGAUGGAAACGACGACUGCAUGGACAACUCUGAUGAAGAGGGCUGUGUUUUGUGCAGUGAGGGGAGCCUACAGUGUGCAGAGGUGUGUCUGUCUGCUGACCAGAUGUGUGAUGGAAAGUUUCACUGCUCAGAUGGCAGCGAUGAGCCUGUUACCUGUGGGCAGUCCUGUUCUGUAAAUAAUGGCGGUUGUAGCCACAUGUGUGUAGAUCAGCCAUGGGGUGCUUUGUGCACAUGUCCUCCUGGAUAUAAACUCGACAUCAAUGGGGCAGUCUGCAAAGAUGUGGAUGAAUGCGCCCUUCCUUUUGCGCCAUGCCUCCAUCACUGCAGCAAUACAGAUGGAUCUUACUUUUGCCACUGCAGAGAAGGCUUUAAUCAGAAUGAAGGCUUUGCCUGUCUGGCCACAGGAAAUGUUACCCGGCUGCUGACAGUGUUGGGGACAUCUGUCGGGCUGCUGAAUGUGAAGUCACAACAUUUUGACGUGCUCCAGACUCUAAAGUUCAACCCAGUUGUCGUGACAUAUGACAUUGCCCGAGCCCACUACUAUUGGGCUGACAACAUGGGAGUCCUAUAUAAAAGUGAUGGGCAGCGCAGCUGGACAAUUCAUACUGGAGAGCCUGGAAUCAAAGGUCUAGCUUGUGAUUGGCUGAACGGAAACCUUUUCUGGACAAAUCAGAGGACAGAAUCAAUCUACAUGCAAGCAGAUGACGAACAAAGUUACACCGCUCUGUUGAGCAAAUCUAUCAGCCCAUCAGAAUUGGUUAUCCUUCCGGUGGAGAGCUUGAUGUUUUGGGUCAACACGGGCCCUGGUGAUAGGGUGACCAUAGAGAGGUCAUGGAUGGAUGGGUCAGACAGAAGCUCUCUGACAGUGCUCACAGCUCAAUUGGCCCAUGGACUGACAGCAGACGUGGCUGCCAGGAGACUGUACUGGAUCAGUGACUUCAAGAUGUCCAUUGAGACAAUGAAAGUGGAUGGAACCGGCCGCUUCACCUUCACUGGCCUGUUCAACAAGAGACCAGCUCUGAACCUGGCCGUGUUUGAAAGUUCCUUCUACUGGAUGGAUGACAAAGGACUCUGGCAGAUGCCGCAAACCCAACCAAACAAGAGGAAGUUUCUGGGGAAAUCCACACUCCCACUUUUGUCCGUUUACCAUGAGCUGCAGCAGCCAAAAGGUACAUCUGCAUGUGCCAAGACCCCGUGCCAGAUGUGCCUGCUCACCAAAGGCAACCCUGUGGGAUUUACCUGUACUUGUCCCAACUCCAAAGUACUGAUGGUUGACGGCACAUGUGAAUAUCCAAGAUUCCUGUACGCUACCGCCAAAAAUAUUAACUUGUUGGAGUUUAAAGACAGCCUGUCCACAGAAACUGAGCUCUUUGCUACGGACCAAGGCAUCUUGUCAUUUGAUGUGAACUGGAACACGGACUGGCUGUACUGGGCCAACCAAACUGGCCACAUCCAACGCACCAGCCUAACCCAUGUCAAGACGGAGUGGAUUCCUACAACAGUGUCAGUUUGUCUUAUCAAAGUGGACCAGAAGAGUGGGAGCGUGUAUUGGGUGUCAUAUGACCAAACCCGCAUAGGCUCAGUGGAAGUGGACAGUCGUUACCAGAAGCAGUUGUACCACACAACGAAGGAGAUUCGAAGCCUCUUCCUGGACUGGCUCAGGGGUGGAAUCAUUUGGUUUGAGGAGGAGCAGAUUUUCACCAUGAGCAUGACUGGAGGCAAGGUCAAAGAACUGUUGCACUUGACAGGAGUCAUCGGGGGCAUGGCCUUUGACUUGAGAGCUGGUAGUCUAUUGUGGAACUCCAACGACGCAGGCCUGAUGACAAUGAGUCUGCUCCAGGGGAAGAAACACCAAGCGGGAAGAAGAUGGAAAGUCUCUGGCUCUGUGAUCGGUGCCCUGGAGCCUUACCUGUUGUCUCUGUCCGAGGAUGUUAUGACCCUGUCGGACCGACGUGAUGGGCGCCCUAUCCAGGAUGUGGCAGUGAGAGGUCCCGUGGUCACUGUGCUGGCAGCACUCAGGGAUGUACACGCAGUGCCGGUGACUGUCAUCUGCACGAACGCAUUUAUGCAGUGCAAGGGCACAGCCAUCUGCCUGCCUCAAAGUAAGCUGUGUGAUGGCAAAAAGGACUGUCCAGAUGGAGAUGAUGAAAGUUUUUGUGUUAAAACAUGUCCAUCCAAAGAUGAUUUUAAGUGCAAGGACCAGAGGAGUUGUGUGUCAAAAGAAUUGGUGUGUGACGGCAGCUCUCAUUGCCACGAUGGCUCGGAUGAGGUCGAGUGUCCUGCUGUCGCCUCACUUGGGCCUCGGGUGAAUGCCCUCAAGUGUCGAAAGGGCUCGAGGCAAUGUAAGAACGGCAUAGAGUGUGUGCUGUACAGCCACGUGUGUGAUGGGGAGAAAGACUGUAAGGAUGGCUCGGAUGAAGAGGAAUGUGAGCAGGAUGUGACCCCAACGCAGCCAGCCCCCGGUGCAUCGAACAAAAUUGCCCCAAAAAUCGCAAGUUCUACACCAGCCCCGCCUGCAUGCAUCAGACCAUCCGUCCUUUGUCCCCAUCCUUCUGUUCGUCUCUGCAUCUACCCACAGCAGUUUUGUGACGGUCGAGAAGACUGUCCCGACGGCUUUGACGAAAAUAACUGUGUGAGGAGAUGUUCCUCUAAAAAAGAUUUCCGCUGCAAGGACCGUAGGAGCUGCGUCUCGAAGAGUCUCGUUUGCGACGGGCGUGCUCAUUGUCACGAUGGCUCUGAUGAAGCGGACUGUCCGAGUGUUGCCGUCCCUGUCGGCCGAGCAAAGGCCUUGAGGUGUCUCAUGGGCUCCAGGUUAUGUCGCGAUGGCAGUGAAUGUGUUCUCUUCAGUCACGUGUGUGAUGGAGAGCCAGACUGCAGAGAUGGCUCUGAUGAAGAAGGUUGUGACACUGCAAUGACGCCUCCAGGAAAUGGCCGCUUAAAUCGACCUCCGCUGCCAGUCAAUACGCAAGCUCCCGUCAAGCUCCCAACAUGCGCGACUCCUUCAUUUCUGUGUCCAGAUUCUACAUGCAUCCUCCCCACACAGAUAUGUGAUGGCAUAAAACAUUGUCCUGAUGGAUCUGAUGAAAAUACAUGUGUCAAGCGAUGUCCUAAUAAGUCGGACUUCCUCUGCAAAGACAGGCGGAGCUGUGUUCUCAAGAAGUUGGUUUGCGAUGGCCGAGCUCAUUGCCACGACAGCUCAGAUGAGGUUGACUGUCCGACCAUUGCUCCUCGUGCCAGCCGGGUUAAGGUGCCAAAAUGUCGCGUGGGUUUCUGGCUGUGUCUGGAUCAGACUCAAUGUGUUUCCUUCAGCCAUGUGUGCGAUGGCGAAAAAGACUGCCAGGAUGGGUCAGAUGAAGAGGAAUGUGAAAGACGGUCUUCCCCCAGUCCAGACUCAAAUGAAUUGCCCUCAUCCACAAAAUCCUAUGAUAAGCCAUCUUGUAUCAGUCCGUCAAUGUUUUGUCCGCACUCCUUUAUUUGCAUUCAACCGACACAGAUGUGUGAUGGAACAAAAGACUGUCCUGACGGCUCAGAUGAGAACUGUGUGAAAAGAUGCCCCUAUAAAACUGACUUUUUAUGCAAGGAUCGAAGGAGCUGUGUCUCCAAGAACCUCGUCUGUGAUGGACGUGCUCAUUGCCAUGAUAGCUCUGAUGAAGUCGGUUGUCCCGGUGUUAAAAUCCCUGCCAGCCAAGCAAAGGCCUUGAGGUGUCUCAUGGGCUCAAUGUUAUGUCAGGAUGGCAGUGAGUGUGUUCGCUACAGUCACGUGUGUGAUGGCGAGCCGGAUUGCAGAGAUGGCUCUGAUGAGGAAGGUUGCGAUGUCACAAUGGCUCCUCCGGAAAAUGUCCACUUAACUCCACCUCCUUUGAUUGUCAAUACUCGACCUCCCAGCAAGCCACCAUGCCAGAGUCCUUCAUUUCUGUGUCCAGAUUCUUCAUGUGUCCCUCAAACACAGAUAUGUGAUGGCAUCAAAGAUUGCCCUGAUGGAUCCGAUGAGUAUAACUGUGUGAAACGGUGCCCAAAUAAGUCGGACUUCCUCUGCAAAGACAGGCGGAGCUGUGUUCUCAAGAAGCUGGUUUGUGAUGGUCGAGCUCAUUGCCACGACAGCUCAGAUGAGGUUAAUUGUCCAACAAUCGCUCCUCCUGUCAGCCGAGUGAAGAUGCUAAAAUGCCGUGUGGGCUUCCAGCUAUGUUGGGAUGGGACUGAAUGCGUUCCCUACAGCCAUGUUUGUGAUGGAGAAAAAGACUGUCAAGAUGGGUCAGAUGAAUCUCUAUGUGAUACCCAGUCUACCUCCAGUCCAGACUUAAAUCCAUUUCCUUCGUUUGCCACGCCCUUGAAUAGGCCUUCCUGUAAGAGUCCAUCAGUAUUGUGUCCAAAUUCUUUUCUUUGCAUUCCCCCCACACAAAUAUGUGAUGGAACAAAAGACUGUCCUGAUGGAUCAGAUGAGGACUGCGUGAAAAGAUGCCCUUCUAAGACUGACUUUCUGUGCAAGGAUCGUAGGAGCUGCGUCUCAAAAUCUCUAGUGUGUGAUGGCCGGGCUCAUUGCCACGAUAGCUCAGAUGAGGUGGGGUGUCAGAGUGGAGUUCCACGCUCAACUCCAACUAAUGCUGUGAAAUGCCGUAAGGGCACAAAAUUGUGUGAAGAUGGCACAGAAUGUGUGCUCUACAGCCAUGUAUGUGAUGGAGAGAAAGAUUGUCGAGAUGGGUCAGAUGAAUCUCAAUGUGAAACCCAGUCGAGCUCCAGUCCAGGCUUAAAUCCGUUGCCUUCGUUUGCCCCGCCCUUGUAUCGUCCUUCCUGUAAGAGUCCAUCAGUAUUGUGUCCAAAUUCUUUUCUUUGCAUUCCCCCCACACAAAUAUGUGAUGGAACAAAAGACUGUCCUGAUGGAUCAGAUGAGGACUGCGUGAAAAGAUGCCCUUAUAAGACUGACUUUCUGUGCAAGGAUCGUAGGAGCUGCGUCUCAAAAUCUCUAGUGUGUGAUGGCCGGGCUCAUUGCCACGAUAGCUCAGAUGAGGUGGCCUGUCAGAGUGGAGUUCCUCGCUCAACUCCAGCUAAUGUUGUGAAAUGCCGUAAGGGCACAAAGCUGUGUGAAGAUGGCACAGAAUGUGUGCUCUACAGCCAUGUAUGUGAUGGAGAGAAAGAUUGUUUGGAUGGAUCUGAUGAAGAAGGAUGCCAGGAAACAUGCACAAAAGGUGAGUUUCAGUGUGCUCAUGGCGUGAUGUGCAUCCCUGAGGCUCAGGUGUGUGAUGGAAGAGCUCAGUGUAGUGACCGUUCCGAUGAGCUGGACUGCUUGAAACCAAUCAAAAGCUGCGAGUAUCACUGUGCAGAUGGCCAUCGCUGCAUCCCAAAGAAAUUCCUGUGUGAUGGUGAGCCAGACUGCGUCGAUGGCACGGAUGAGAUGGGAUGUGAUGCUGUGACCCCAACAAUUACACCUCUGAUUCAGAGUGCUGCUCCAGUUUGCAUCACUCCUUCAGUUGUAUGCCCAGGUUCGUCAUUGUGUAUCUCUCAAAAACAGCUCUGCGAUGGAAAAACAGACUGCCCAGAUGCGUUUGAUGAGAGCAACUGUGUUUUCAAGUGUAAACGCCCAACUGAUUUCUUGUGCAGUGAUCGGAGAAAGUGCAUCCGCAGAAUAUAUGUGUGUGACGGGCGUGCCCACUGUGCAGAUGGCUCAGAUGAGAUGAAGUGCAAAUCGCCUGAUCGUGGUUCACCUUCCUCCAGGGACAAGCCAGUUCCUCUAAAAUGCCGUAAUGGUUUCAAGGCUUGUAAAGACGGUCUGGAGUGUGUGAUGUACAGCCACGUGUGUGACGGUGAGGAGGACUGCCAGGAUGGAUCGGAUGAGGAGGAAUGUGCGACUGAAUGCAAAGCAGAUGAGUUUGAAUGUCAUCACGGUAAUAGAUGCAUCCAAACUGAGCAGGUGUGUGACGGACAAUAUGACUGUCAAGACCGCUCAGAUGAAAUGAACUGUGAAAAUAAACUCUUGGGCUGCCAUCACCGUUGCGAUAACGCAUCGCGUUGCAUACCAGAGACCUUCCUGUGUGAUGGCGAGAGAGAUUGUGCUGAUGGCUCAGAUGAAGAAAAGUGUGGGUUGACGCUCUGUGAGGUUGAGCAGUUCCGCUGCACUAGCGGUCAGUGUGUGUCUGUGGCUCUUCGAUGUGACGGCUAUGCAGAUUGUAGUGACCGGUCUGAUGAGGUCGACUGCUCAAGACCACCACGCUGCCCCGCGCACUUGCGAUGCCCUCACAGUCACGAGUGCCUGCAGAGUGAGUGGCUGUGCGAUGGUGAGAACGAUUGCAAGGACGGCUCAGAUGAAAAAAACUGUUUGACUAAGGCGCCACCGUGUAGGCAAUACCAGUGGCAAUGUGGAAGCAGCACUCAAUGCAUCCCCCUCUCCUGGAGAUGUGACGGGAAGGCUGACUGUCACAAUGGGGUGGAUGAAGACAAAUGCAAACAGAGAAGUUGCCCCUCUCACCUUUACCAGUGUGGCAGCGGUGAGUGUGUGGACCCGCGACUGGUGUGCAACGGCUUUAUCAACUGUGCUGACAGUUCGGAUGAGGGCGUGGGAUGCACACUGCGCAACUGCUCGAGUCCAUCAGCACCUCACUGUGAUCACAGUUGUGUCAGCACUCCAAAGGGACCGAGGUGUUACUGCGAAGCGGGUUUCACGCUACGUUCCGGUGCGGUGUCCUGUGUGGACACCAACGAAUGCAAUUUAAUGCAGCAUAAUGCAUGUAAACACGGCUGCCUCAACACCCGUGGGUCCUACGUGUGCCAAUGCCACCCUGGCUUCUACCUGGAGCCUGACAACAAAAGCUGUAAGACCAAAGAUGAGCCACUGCUCGUGGCAUCUGUUCAGUCCGAGCUUUUACUUCUUGGAGUUCAAAGUGGCUCCUUGCGCCUCCUGUCCUCCGCCAACCGGCCGGUCUUUUCGUUGGAUUACCACUGGGCUCAGCAGAGGGUUUACUGGCUCAGUCCAGACUACCAGAGCAUCCGCUGGGCAGACAUGACAAAGGACUCCACCAAUAAAGGGACACUUGUCAAAGGUGUGAAGUCAGAUUUCAUUGCGGUGGACUGGGUAGGUAAGAACCUCUACUGGGUGGAUGGACUUGUGGGCCAAAUUCGAGCGGUGCGGCUCAGUGACACCACACUGAAGUCUCAGGAUUACACAGUGGUGCUGGCUGAAGAUCUUGAGCAGCCACGCUCACUGGUGCUGUUACCACACAAAGGAUUUAUGUUGUGGUCCGAGAUUGGCAGCACCCCUCAGAUCCAGCGUUCAGGGAUGGACGGCUCAGAGAGGAAGGCGGUGGUGACCAGCGGUUUGAGCUGGCCCGUAAGUUUGGCCUACGAUUUCCUGGACGAGCGCGUUUACUGGGCUGAUGAGAAGCUGCGCUGCAUUGGCUCGGCCUCCCUGGAUGGAGAUGAUGUCAAGGUUCUCCAGUUAGCUGAAACUCCGAGCCCCUUCUCAGUGGCAGUGUUCAAUGAUCGGGUUUUCUGGUCCGACACGAAGCGAAGAACCAUCCGUUCAGCCGACAAGAACACUGGCAAAGACCAGAAGGUUCUUCUCAAAAGACCAGGACAGCCUUUUGGACUGAAGCUGAUGCAUGCCCUCUGCCAGCCCGCCUUAUCCAACCCCUGCGACCAGCUGCGGUGCUCCCACCUGUGCCUUCUGACAGCUGGCGCUCCUGUGACGCAGCCUGCUGCAGUCUGCCGCUGUCCAAAGGGGCUGCUCCUUUCUAAGGACAAGAUCACCUGCUCUCUGCCUUUGGACUCUACUUUCAUCUUGCUUCUGUCGUCGACAACAGUCUAUCAGGUUUACUUUCAGUCCUUGCGUCAUGAUGGGGUCGGUCUGAAAAACAUGCCAAACAGUCGAGUGUUGGUCGUUCCUGGGGUUGUUGAGGCCUCUGGACUCGACCUAGCCCUACAGCCCAUGUCCUUGUUCGUGGCUGAUGCCAAACAAGGUACUGUAGAUGUGCUGAACUUAAGCGGGCCGAGGUCCAGACAGGCACUUACAGUAACUGGGCAAGUUAUGCAACUAAAGGAUGAUUCCGUCAUGGCUCUGGCUGUUGACUGGGUUACUUCGAACAUCUACUGGAGCAGCACCAGACGACCUAAUCUGCAUGUGACCAGCAGUCCUGAUGGCUUCACCGCCUCUCUAUUGCAGGAAACGGUUAAGCGCACAACAUCCAUUGCAGUCCAUCCUCCCUCAAGUCAACUUUGCUACACAGCCCUUGUUGGCAGUAAGAACCAGGCUGAGGUGAGCUGUGUCUGGAUGGACGGCCGAAACAAAGCAGUGCUUUGGGCAAAAUCCGCCCUCCCUAUGUCAGUGGUUUUUUCCGAUAAUGGGACGACACUCUACUGGGCUGACACAGUUGAAGGCCUAAUCUGCUCUAUUGGACUAGAUGGCUCAGGCUACAAACAAUACAAAAUGGGGCCUGGUUUGAUUACAUCCGUCACGUACACUGAGAAUAUGCUCCUCUGGAUAACACUGGAGAAGGACGUCACCAAAAUGUGGUUCAGCGAUGGCCAUCAUCCGAAACAGCUGUGGUUUGAGACAAAAACCAACCUUGUGGAAAUUAAAGUUUACAGUAAUGACAGCCAGACAGGAUCCAAUAUGUGCGCCAACAACAACGGGGACUGUGAACAUCUGUGCCUGCCUUAUCCCGGAGGCCGCACGUGCAAAUGUGCUCGCGGAUUCUACAGCGCCAGUCCCACAUCCUGUGCACCAGAGCACCCGUGUCCCAAAGGAGAGCAAGCUUGUCUUGAUGCUAGCAAGUGUAUCCCGAGCAGCAAGUUUUGCGAUGGCCUUGCGGACUGUCCGGACCAGUCAGAUGAACAAGACUGUCCACAAAUGAACGCCCCCUCUGGCACCAAAGUCAGUGGCGGUCAUCUUGCCGAGUCUCCACUCGCACCUCCUCAAAACUCCAAGGACACUUCCUCAUGUAGUCAACAACAUUGCAACGGCCAUGGCCAUUGCGCCACCCAAGGCAACGUCAUUCACUGUCAUUGCGUGGCUGGCUACCGAGGAGAGUUCUGUCAAGAGAAGGAAAAUAGACGAAGCCAUGUCGGUGUGGUCCUGGGGGUCUUCUGCCUAUUUGCUGCAUUCAUGGGGGUCGCUUUCGUUUUUGGAAAAAGGGCUUGGGUAUCAAUCAGAGGAAAAGCACCUGACAAAGAAACAUUGAUGUCAAACAUGGCACUGCAAUCUGAACAUCUGGAGGCUGACAGUGAGGAGCUUGAGUCCUCAAUAGACUUGAAGAACCCCCCAGUAGCGUCGUAGCAGUCAUCUGCGGACAGAUUCAUAGACUGUUAUUGCAGCUAUGCAACUUUUUAGUUUUAUAUUGCAAGACUUGACUAAAUAAAGGCAUUACUGUUUACU